Messenger RNA from Chironomus riparius, 803 nucleotides. The record is from the annotation of a GenBank genome assembly. NCBI's taxonomy places the organism in Eukaryota, Metazoa, Arthropoda, Insecta, Diptera, Chironomidae.
AAACAAUAAUUUUGUUGAAUUAAAUUUUAAUAUAAAUUUUGAAUCAAAAAAGUUGAUUAAAUGUCACAACGUCAGUGCUUACCUACUGAAGAUGAUGGCAGUGAUACAGAUUCAGAAAUUAAUUUCAAUUUGGCUCAGAUCUCUGCUCAUAAAUACUUGAAAAGUGUAAGAUUGGAAAGAGAACAAACUAAGGAAAUUGUAUCGGUAGAAAUUCCAGAAAAUUGUAUUGUUGAAAAUGAACUGGUACAAAGAUCUGUUGAUAGGCAGUUCCAGUCGAAAGAAUGGCAAGAACAUCAGAAAGAAUUAUUUGAGAAUAUAAGGAGUAAAAUUUGUAUUAUCAGAAAUAAGAAUCUCGAAGAUCGUAUGCUGAAAGAACUUCCAAUGAAUAUAGAAGAGGAAGCUGAGUGCAUUAGUUAUUGUCGAGACAAUGAGCCUUUGCUAUCUGUUAUUUUAACUUUAGAUAGUUACAGGCAAAUCGAAAAUUUCGUUGAAAUACUUGCAGAUUUCUUCGAUGAGAAUCUUGAGGAUUUGAAAUUAAAAAACCAAGAUAUUUUAGGAGAGCAAUUCAUUUGGAUUGGAAAAUGGAUAUAUGCAUUUCUAGCCUGUUUAAGAGUUCCUUUAUGUCCAGAAGUACACAACUCAAUUCGUAUGAUUGCAAAAGCUUGUCUAAAUAUCCUGGAUUAUUUUAAAGAAAAACGCAAUUUGCCAUAUGAUUCAAAACAGUUUAUACAUUUAAAUCUUCUGGUGACUAUAAUAGUAAAUAAUUUUCAUCAAUAUGAUUUAUUGAGUUUGUAAAUAUUUCA